GAGCGGUCAUCAACGGGGUCUGAAGAAUUUAUAACAGACUGUUGACGCCUUCUUUCGGAGUUUGUAAUGCAAUGUAAUGACAGGUUGAAGGGCCGACGAAUAGAACCUGUCCAAUGGACGCUGGGGUCGUUCCCACCGUUGUUUUCACGUUUCGUCCCCUUCUCAUCGCCCGGACGACGUCGAGGCCGUUGAGGGCAUUGACUCUAUCACUCUCUGUACAUUAUCACAAUGGCGCCCUCGCCGUCUUCGAGCGGAGGGACGACCUCAGUUCAAGUCGCUCUUCGUAUUCGACCCACUACCACUCAGGACACCAGCUCCAUUCCCGCUCGUUUUCAAAGGACAGUCAUUAACGCGAUCUCGCCAACAAGCGUCUCAGUAGAUGCGGUCUCUUCAACUCCGGCUUCUGUCGGUGCUAACACUGCAGCAACUGCACCUAUUUCUUCGGCAGCUGCGUCCAAGAAGCAAAUAUUCACAUUUGACCAGGUCCAUCCGCCUGCCACAACUCAGCAUGCUCUUUUCACUGCGACUGCUCAACCGCUCAUCUCGCGAUUCGUGGAAGGCUUCAACUGCACUAUUCUUGCCUAUGGACAGACUAGCAGCGGCAAAACGUUCUCCAUGACAGGUAUCGACUUGGACGCCGACCCGACAGAUCCUACAAAUGGCAUAGGAAUCAUUCCGAGAGCGGUUUCGACUAUUUUCACUCGUUGUAGAGAACGGAAGGAAGAGAAAGGCAGUGCUUGGAAUUAUAGCAUCAAGGGGUCCUUCAUUGAGAUCUACAACGAGGAUCUCAUAGAUUUGUUGAGUUUGGAUGAGGGAGGUGGAGGAAGACGCGAUGUGCUGAUCCGUGAAGACAAACAAGGUCAUAUCAUCUGGGAAGGUCUGCGCGAAGUGAAUGUGAAGAACUCCAAUGAAGUCAUGACGUGAGUUUUUCUUUUGAUGGUUUGAUUCGCAAAGGCACCUCUAUUCGUCGCACAAAUGAGACAGACAUGAAUGCACAGUCUUCUCGGUCCCAUGCGAUCUUCUCUUUGACUCUUACACAGAAGAAAUAUGUUGGUUCAGGCCCUCCGCCUCGUUCCUCCUCUCCGCUACCGCCUGGCGGUCGAUCCCCUUCUCGUCUUGCGCGACCUGGUUCCGUCUAUAGCGCUGGCGCUGCUGGGGGCCGUGUUUCAUCGCCCACAUUCGGCCGCCCACCAACUCCCAGUUUUACAGUUGCGAUGGGCCGCGGCGGUGCCAGACCUGCCAGUUCUCUUGGUCUACUCACUCCCGAUGGCGGUAGAGGUGCUCCUGCCAAGGAUGAUGAGGAGCAUGGUGAAUGGGUGACAGUUGUUUCUAAGUUUCACUUUGUCGAUCUUGCCGGCUCUGAACGUCUCAAACGCACGGCUGCAGCAGGCGAGCGUAUCAAGGAGGGCAUAUCAAUCAAUAGCGGUUUGCUCGCUCUGGGCAAUGUCAUUUCCGCUCUAGGAGAUCCUGCUCGUGCCAAAUCACACACAGCUUCUUACGUUCCUUAUCGCGACUCGAAACUAACUCGACUUCUGCAAGAUUCACUCGGUGGAAAUGCGCAUACACUCAUGAUUGCUUGCGUCAGUCCCGCAGAAUGGAACGCUGCAGAGACGAUCAACACAUUGAAGUAUGCUAACCGUGCUCGGAACAUCAAGAACAGAGCCGUCCUCAAUGAGAAGGAGGAAGGUUGGGAUGACGUCGAAUGGUUGCAAGGUAUGGUCACACGGCUCAGGAAGGAGGUCAAACAAAUCAAAGAGAACGGCGGUGUCACUAUCAACGCUACUACCGGAGCCGUCUCAGACCCUCUCGAAGGUGCUGGUAAGAAGGUUCUUGCUCAGAUGGCAGAACUUCAGAACAAUUACGAGGAUCUGCGCGAGAAGUUUGUAGAACGUACCGAGGAGCUCACACGCCUACGACGAGACCUCGCUGAAAAGCAGCGCUCUUCCAAAGGCGGCCAUAUUGGUGGAACAGCCAAGUAUGAAGAAAUCGUUGGUCCCGUUAUCGAGGAGUAUGAAAAGACCAUCAGCGCGAUGGAAGCUGAACUGAGCUUGAACCGUGCUGCACUCCGGCAUACGAAUGAGAUGUUCGAGGAGAAGGAGAUCGAGCUAUCGCAGCUUUCAGAACGACAUACUACCACUGAGAUGUAUGUGGAAGAACUUAGGUCACGCGUUGCUAAACUUACCGAGCGAGAGGCAUCUACGGAAGCAUACAUCCACGAUCUAGAGGAGAAGGUUAGACUCUACGACGAGUCCAACAUUAGCUCCAGCGGUUCUAUAACUGAUCUGAAGCGAGAGAUCAACAAGUACAGAGAUACCGAAACACACUCGACACAGUACAUUGCCGACUUGGAGGCCCGUCUUGCACGGUCUGACGAGUCUGUCCUUGCUCUUCGUGAGACUGUCGAGAGGCUCGAGCAAGAAUGCCAACGGCGACGCGAUGAAGCCGAAGCAUUCCAAGCUCGUUUGGAGGCUCUUACUCAAGACGGUCAGAGCUGGCGGAGUGAUUUGGAAGAGCGAGAGCGCAAGGUCCGUGCCCUGGAACAGAAGAUGGCGGAGUGGGAGGCGAAGAAGAAAGAAGCCAGCCAAGAUCGGGAUCGCUUGGGUGGGCUUGUUGACGAAGUUGCAAAGGCUCGCAAGGAUCUUGAAGUGGCUAGUGCCGCAAGUUCCAUCCUCGCACCAUCUGAAACAUCUUCUAUCAACGAAUCCGAUCGGUCUUUGGAGGCUCAGCUUCUGUCUCUGCAGCAGACCCAUACUGCCACCCUCGCUGAUUUAUCUUCCGUCACGGCUAAGUACCGCGACUCCUUGCGUGAAAUUGCCGAUCUUGCCGCUCAGCUCCAAGAAGCCAAGGUGAAUGCUCCAACUCCGUUGUCUGAGCUGUCUGAAUCCCCCGAGAGCUCGUCGGAGGCUUCAUUGCCUCGGAGGCGGUUAGCCAGAGGGACCUCUAAGGAUGGACUGGAUGUCCAAUACAACGGUACAGGUCGACGCCUUUUUUUCAGGCAGGCGGCCUCGGUAGAAUCUCUCCACUCGAGGUCACUUUCGCAAUCUGUUUCGCUAUCGCAGGAGCUUUCCUCAGCCAGAUCGCGCAAAGCCUCUAUCUCCAGUCACGGAACCAGUAGCUCAGUAUCGCAUUCACCUUCCCACUCGCAUUCGCAUUCUCGACCAAACCUCUCUAUCUCUCUCGGCGUUAAUCCCAAUGAGCGCUCUGUUUCGAGCCUGGAGCAGGAGAUCAUGCGUCUUCAAGAAGUCCUCAAAGAACGUGAGACCGAAAUCACUGCUCUGGAGAGUUCCUUGCGGGAGUCUGAGGCAAGAGGACGGGCAACUUCGCGAUCAUCAUCAAGUCAUUCGCCUGUAACACCAGUGAAUGGCGCGCAACCGCCAUUAUAUGUGAACGGCGGUGAUGUCACUCCUAAUGGCGAAUCUAAUGGCGACGCAACGUUACAUCUUUCGCCGAAAACUAUGAGCCAGUUCCAAGCUUUGAGACGUAGUAUGGAUUCAUCACAUAGUCAGGAAACUCCUGUUUCCGAUCCCGAUGAGUCCUUAGAUAGACUAAAUGAACUAAUGAGAUCUAUGGCUCAAAAGGAAUCUUCUCAUCGGGAAAUUGUUGACAACCUGAACACCGAGCUUGCCCAAGUGCGGAGGCAACACGAGGAGCUCACAGUUCUCGCCCGUGAUCAGACCUUGAACAUGUCGACCGAGAUCGAGGCUUUGCAGAGGAAGCGCCAAGAAGACCUCGCCGAAUUUGAACAAAUCAAGCAACGCGAAGCUGAUCUCGUGGAGUCUAUUAGGAAGGCGGAACUUGAUCAUGCUGCCUCUAUCGAGACACUCAAGGCGCAGCAUGAAGAGGCUUUGCAUGCCAAGGAGGCUGAAGUCGAUGCUUUGGUUUCUCGUCUCAAGGAAGAACACGAAGGCGAAGUUCGCUCGUUGCAUGAUCAGCUGUCUGGAACUAUCUCUUCUGUUGAAAAGGUGCAGGAGGAUCACAAGAUUGCUCUCGCUGAGUUGCAAUCAAAAGCUGAAGAAGUGUCUCGUCUGAAGGAAGAGCACGGAACGGAAGUCCAAACCCUGCGCGUACAGCUUUCUGAUGCUUCAGCAGCGUUAGAGAAGGCCCAUCAAGAGCACAAGGAUGCAUUCGGUGAACUUCAAUCGAAGCAUGAAGAGGAGCUCCGAAGCCGCGCUGAAGAGGUUAACGAAUUGCUGGAACGUACACGGAAGGAGCACGAAGAGAUUCUCUCCAUGACCAAAGCCGAGUACGAGCAGACCAUGAAGGAAAAGGAGGAGACUGCUGCUGCUACUCUCCAACGUACCGAGGAAGAGUACUAUGAGGCCUUGACCAAGCUCCGCAGUGAUCACGCUGCUGCUCUUGAGAAGCAGGCUGCAGAAGCUGCAACGACUUUGGAGCGACUGAAGGACGAGCACACCCGGCAAAUUCGCAUGGCCGAGAUCGCCCGUGAAGGGUCUCUUACCCAGUCGCAGUCCGCUCGUGACGUUGCCAUGAAAGAACUUCAGGAAGCCCACGCAUCUGCCAUCAUGCAAAAGGAGAGCCUAUUUGCGCAAGACUUGCAGAACCUUAAAGACGAACAUGCUCAGCUUAUCCAGACCAAGGAAGAGCAGCAUCGAAACUCUGUACUGCGUCUGAAGGCUGAUCAUGCCGCGGUGUUGCACGAGAAGGAGGCGGCGCUGGAAGAGAAACUCGAGCAACUCCAGAAGGAACACGAGAAGGCGUUGAAUGCUAAAGAGGCUGAGUUCGCCGCCUCUCUAGAGCAAGCGUCACAGGAUCGCCAACGGGAAGUUAGCCAAAUACAGGAGGAGCUGACGAAGCAAGUCGAAGAUUUGACUAGCGAAGUGGAGGUUAGUCAAGCCACGCUGGAGACUGCUAAAGCCGAGCAUGCGAAGGAAGUUGAAGAGGUUCUGCAGAACGUCAAGCAACAACAGACCGUCAUCCUUGCAGAGGUUGAGCGUUCGCAUGAGGAAGAACUCUUGAGGUUGAGGACAAUUCAUGAAGCUGCUCUGGACAGUUUUGCGAAGGAGGCUGAAGAGCAACGCUGUUUUCUCGUUGAAUCUCGUACGCAAGAGAUUCUCAAGCUCAAGACCGAGCAUCAGAAUGCUCUUGCUGAAGCCCAGGCCGAUCUCAUUGAUGCUCAAGAGCAACACCGUCAGGAACUACUCGAUGCUCAGUCACGGAGUGAGAAGCUUCUUGCCGAGGAGAAGGAUCGUCUCAAGAGAGUCGUUACCGAUCUUGAGGCCCAACAUGCUGCCGAGCGCGAGACUCUUCGCAAAGACCACGAACUUCUCCUGGAGGAAGUUGCGUCUUACAAAGCUGCUUCGGACGAGUUCGCGGUCACUCGCGAAGAGAUGCGUGCGAAGCACGAAUCAGCAUUGGCUGAGAAGACUGGUCUUAUCACGAACCUCCAGGAACAGCUUGGUGUAUCUAACGAGGAACGAGAUGGUCUUCAGGCCGAACUCGCCCAACUCCGUGCCGAGCUGGAAAGCACCCGAUCACGUACAAGUGAGCUUGUACGUGAAGCUUCCAAACGUGAGUCUCUCGUAGAGGAACUGGAGAAACAUCGGUCGGUCAUUGCAGAGAUGCAAGAAAAUCUGCACAAGACCAAGGACGAAAUGGAUUCGCUUCAAGCUGAGAAGCUGAGACAGGAAUCCAUCUUGCGAGAAUUGCAAGCUCAACUAACUAAUAGAAGUCCGUCGCCUGUAUCGAGACCUAUUGCCUCACGAGCAAAUGGACUUCCACCUGCGAAACUCCCACCAUUGUCGCCACCACCCGCAGUUCCGCCGCCACCUGCACCUAGAUCCAUGCACGAGACUCAUUCAAGCGCGACGUCAACUAUCUUGAGUGCGUCAUCAUCGCGGAGUGUCGAUUCCAUUGAGUCGCCAUCGACUCCAGCCACAUCUAUUCACCAGUCCUUUGCCAAUGGCGUGUCAACUCCAGCCAAUGUGACCCCCACUGCAACUGCGGCAUCUGAUAGCAAACUAAUGGCGCAAGUACGAGACCAGGCUAAGCAACUGGAUGAACAGGAGGCCAUGAUCAAGACGCUCAACAAACAGCUGUCACAUUGUGAGAGCGACCUGCAGGCACAUAUGGACAUGGUUGCUAGGUUGGAAACCUCUCUGGCAGAUUCUGAAAAGAACCUUCGUAAAGCCCGAAUGCAGGCGACCGAAAUGGCACGCGAACGUGAUAACUUGAACAAUCAGGUCACCGCAUUGCGCACCGAACUUCACGAGGCGAAGAACGAGGUCGUGUCGGUUCGUCGGUCGAUAGUGGAAGAGAAACAGUCGUUGGAGAGUCGAUUGGAUGAAGAGCGGCGAGCCAAGGAACGUGCUCGGGCGCAGUUGGACAGUCGAAUGGACGAACUUCAACGGAGAAAGUCAAAGUUCGCGUGUCUGUGAUGUUCUGUCGGAUCGUCGGUGCCGAUCGACGACUAGGCUUGGAAUUUCUCUUCUUUCCUUUCAAUCAUCUCUGGCUUCUUGGAUAUCGUCUCCCUAUCGCAUGUCUCGGCGUCGUCCCCGGUGGACAACUAGUCCUUCUGUCCCUUCAUCGACUCGUCCCUUGCAUCGUUGUCCUCGGUCAAAUUUUCCUCGUUUCUUCUCACUUUCGUCAUUGCCAGGUUGGAUGUGUACAUUCUGAUAAUUUCUCUCUCUGACGUCUUCGGACGUUUUCUAAUUCACUGUCGAUCAUCGUUUUCUGUUUUGCGUUUAAGCGUUGUGUUCGUUGAUUUAUUCUCGAUUAGUAGUAUACCUUGAUACUAGUUUAUAGCUACUUGCUCGGCUCCUGCGUUGGGAUACCCCUCACACUCUUUUUACCCUCAUCCAUAUGAUCCCCCAUCCUGUAGAGUCUUCAAAUUUCCAUGAGAUAUGCUAGCUACGUUGCCAUAUAGAGAGCCAAGGAUAUUGCACCGAAUAAGACCGAUCGAAAAUG
Somion occarium is the source of this 6924-nucleotide messenger RNA. The record is from the annotation of a GenBank genome assembly. Lineage: Eukaryota; Fungi; Basidiomycota; Agaricomycetes; Polyporales; Cerrenaceae.